AUGCGGAAGAAAUGCUAUUCCCACUUCUCGAAGCCCGACUCUGCCGCAGAAGCUGCCAAAGACCUAAACGGAAUGCUGGUUGACAAGCGACUCAUGAAGGCAACCACGACUACUAUUCGCACCGUACAUGGAUCUCUCCUGGCCUCGACUAGAUUGAAGUUGUCAUGGAUGCUAGCCGUGUCCCAGAGCAGGCUCCAGCCAAUCACUUGCGGACCGUGUUGCGUACGCAAAACCACCGAAACGCUCGGGAAAGUCAGAACUAUUGACAAAAACCAGCACCAACCCCAGAAGUCAACCAAAAUCCGCGACGGCAACAGCACGAUGGGAAGAUCGGCCGGCAAACCCGGAAAGCCAAAGCGUGGACGGAAUCCUCGAGCCAAACCCAAGACCGCUGAAGAGCUCGACGCCGAAAUGACUGACUACUGCGGAGGCAACAACCCAACCGCCGUGGGACCGACCGCCGAAGCCGCAGCCAGCAACGGUGCUACUCCCAUCUCAGCACCCCGGCGCUCGAUCCGAGGCCUAGGUGCAGAAGUGGAAGAAGUGUCUGUCCCGACACAUACCACGGCAAGUGCAGUGGGGACUGGUAUCUCGAAGUUGGGAGGCUAUAAGCUAUGGCCGAUGACUCAGGAUAAAUGGGACAAUGCCAUUCCAUCGACCAAAAACAUCUACCUGAACGGCGUCUAUGCUCAGGACAUGCAGAAAUUUCCCCAGGCUUGUUUGGGUAAAGCAAAAAAUCUCUCACUCAGGGCGCGUCAUGGCUACGAUGCAGCGCUCGGCGACUGGUCGUCAAUAUCAACCUUUGUCACCGACUCCAAACUCGAAGAAAUGAAGCAGCAGAAGACAUUCGACGUUUUGAUCUUACCAACAUUGCCAUUCGUGGGCCAAAUCACACCCUGA
Fonsecaea erecta is the source of this 900-nucleotide messenger RNA. RefSeq lists its product as hypothetical. The transcript has 3 exons. The coding region runs from base 1 to 900 and encodes 299 amino acids. The record is from RefSeq and is a predicted model, not a curated record. Lineage: Eukaryota; Fungi; Ascomycota; Eurotiomycetes; Chaetothyriales; Herpotrichiellaceae.